Molecule: messenger RNA, 3141 nt
Organism: Oppiella nova
Lineage: Eukaryota; Metazoa; Arthropoda; Arachnida; Sarcoptiformes; Oppiidae
Source: the annotation of a GenBank genome assembly
GAGGCAUCGCCACCAUCCCUGUCCACGAGAGCGCAGUUAGCUGUGUCUCAACAGAUGAAACACUUAGGAGUCGACGCUAAACACAAUUCAUUUGCGACCGAAAAUCAAAGCAAAAUUAGUUUAAAUGAUAAAAACUAUAGAAAUAGCACUAAUUGUAGUCCAGUGUCGGAUACUGUGAGCCAGGAGUCAAAGGGAUCGGUAGGUGAGACCAAAACCACACCGUUGUCAACGACAGCAACUAAAACCACUACAACAACCACAACCAACCCUACCCGUGCUGGCGAUCGUCCAAUUAGUUCAAACAAUCACUUGAGAGUACCUAUUGUUGAGCGCAAAGUCACACCACAGCCCACUAGCAAAGCGCCGGUAGCUAAGCCCCGGGAUGACCGCAAACAACAGCAACAAUCGCCCGCAGUAUCGCAGCGGGUGAAGCUGCCAAUGAGUACGGCACCGGUAGUACCGGUAGUGCCACCGCAAGCCCAGGCCAGGGCUCACAAGUCAUUACCACAGCGGCAGCAACAGGGGAACGGCAGCUCGAGUUUGACGGAUAAGGGCUGCCAUUUAGCCACAAAAACAGUUGGCGAUCAAAAAGUGACAGAAAGGCAUACAUUAGUACCGGUUAGUCAAGAAAAAUGCGCUCAAAAUCGUAUUCAUAAUCAUAAUAAUAGGCAACAGAGCCUAUUAUACGAUACGGCCGGCGCCGCACUCCAUAAGCAAACAAACACUGAAAAUAAUAGCCACGAGUUUGACGAGAAUAAUACGGAAAUUGAAAUUUUAAAGUUUAAUCAAUUGAGCAAAACUUUGACAGACAGUAGCGGUAGUGGUUGUGAUAGAAAUCAGUCGACGAAUGACGAUAAUAGGGAUAACAGCGCUCGCAGUGACCGGUAUUUGAGCGCAAACCCUGUGGGCGACGGAAUCAAAUCCGCGAAAUCCAUGUCCGACAUCGACGGUGACGACCAGUGCUCGCCAUACCAUACCGGCGCCACCAAACUGAACCCAUUCCUGUGCACCAUAUCCAUCAAAAACGGGUCCAACAACCGGAUCAUCAAUCAGACAAACAUCGAGACCAACGUCUGCGAGACGUUGGCGGCGAGUGUCGGCCCCUUCGAGUCGAUGGGUUCGUCCAACUCGUCCUCAUCGCUGUACGACUCGGGCGCCCAGUCCUCCACUGACUCCCUAUCCCUGCACACGGAGUCCACGCUCAAGAAGUUCGGCAGUGAGUCGCCGAUCACCGUCUUCUACACCGACCCCAACGACAAGAUUGUGAUAAACGUGUCGUCCGGUGGCGACGGCGGCGAUGAUCAGCGGUUUGUCGACGCCAUGGAUGAGCACAUCUACGAGGAGUUGGACACGGAAUCCAUUUACGUGGACACCGACGCCAGUCUGGCGAACGCGAAGUCCAUAUUCGACGGCGCGUCCAAAGACGAGAUCCUGGAGUUCCUCGAAGACGCCAAAGAGCGAGUGGGCGAAGACAUUCUGGUGAUGGGCGACACCGCCAUCAUCGACGCCAACAUCGAGAUCCUCGAAGCCAUUGAUGUGAUCGAAGACAUGGCCGACGAGAGUCCAGUGAUUACCGCCAAACACACGGACAGCACCGGCCUGUCGAGCAAUAGGAGGAACCGGACGUCAAAUGUGAGCAACUCGUCCACCGAGUCAACGGCCACCACCACAUCGAGCUCUAUGGACAUGGAGGACGACCUACUCAAGUGUGCCAUCACUAACUCGGCAUCAGUGGGACAGUUGGUCGAGCGGAACGACUCGGGCGUCGGCGCCGAGACCAGCAAACCGUCGCGACUCCGGAAACUGAGCCUUAAUGACGAGGUGGAGCACCAGUGCGCCGACUGCGAGAUGCAUGUGGACCCGUGCGAGGACGAUGAGACGGGUCUAUUACAUUACCCCCUAUUCUGUCACCGGUGCGACAAAAAGCGGUCGGAGCGCAAAGAGAUCAUCUCCGAGAUCGUGGACACGGAGUUCAAGUACGGCCGCGACCUCCGCAUCAUUCGCGAGGAGUUCUACCGGCCCAUAGAGAUCGCGGGCCUACUGAGCCGGGAACAGCUCCGGGGCGUGUUUCUCAACCUGGAUGAGCUCAUUCAAGUGAACUCCAAGUUCUCAGAGAAACUCCAGGACGCCAUCGAUAUCGCCACUGAACAGGGAGAUGAGGACUUCACGACCGUCAACAUCGGCAAACUGUUCCGGGACUCCUCGGCGAUGCUGCACUCGUUUGAGGUGUAUUGUGUCCGUCAGGGGUCGGCCGCCCUCCUACUGAACCACUUGGAAAAGGAGAAGGAGUUGUUGAGGAUAUUCCUCCGGGUCUCGCAAAUGGAGAACACAUUACUCCGGCGGAUGAAUCUCCGCUCGUUUCUCGUGGUCCCCGUCCAGAGAGUCACUAAAUAUCCAUUACUACUGAACCGUCUCUACAAAGUAACGCCAUAUCAUCACAGAGAUAGGGAAGCCCUAAGAGAAUCUCAACAGAAAGUGGAACUACAUCUCGAGCACAUCAACCAGCAGACGAAGGGUACGAUCGGCGCCACCACCAGAAUCUGGCGGCGCAUCUCAAACCUGUCGACUUCACACCGGCGGCUCAACAGCGCCGACGACAUCGGCAACAUUAAGCUCAGAAAGGCUGCGCUCGAGAUCCUGAAGUGGAACCAAGAGGAGACCCAAUUCGUGAUAAUCGGCAAAGUGUUGUUCGCGUCGAUCACCGACUAUACGGUGAACCGAAAGGCCAAGACCAUGAAGUUCCUAACGGCCAGCGCACUGCUCGUCACACUCGGCCGACCCAACCAUCACUAUCGGCCCGAUUUAGUCAACUCGAUGGACGCCGACAAGGAUAUGGUGUUCCCCAGAGAUAACACCGGCAUUAACGACAGCGUACUGUUGCUCAUUAAGGAGAAGUUGGGCCGGUAUGCGCUCUGCAAGGAGAUAAUGAACCUGAAGUCGUGUGUAGUGAGCAGUGAGAGCGAUGGGGACGACAUGUUUGAGAUUCACGAGCAGAUCACCAAAGAGUCGCUACUAUUCAAGGGCGAGACGUUGACGGAGACCAAGGACUGGUUGAAACAGUUGAGGUACCACUCGAAAGACCUGGGCAAUUGGCGCCGUAGGCGUAACGCCCUGGCCAACAUUAUGAUGGUUAGGCAGUAG